AUUCUUUCCUUGUGACGACAGGCGUGCGCUACAACAGCUUGCUCUGAAUGUACACGUAAAACCCCAUGACAUGACAUGACAUUGUGACUUUAUCUUGUACACACCGACAGAGUUACCGUGAUUAGUGUCGGAUAUCUAUUGUUUCUCUUUUAGGCGUGCAUUCAAGAUGUCGCAGCCUCCACAUUAUGGAACUACUGACAAGGCGUACGGAGAAGCCCCACCGCCUUAUCCACCGGGACAGCCUUACCCACCCCAACAAGGAUACGCCCAACAAGGUUACGGUCAGGCGGGUUACGCUAACCCAGGUUACGGGAUACCACCAACGCAACAGCAGCAGUCAACUGUAGUGGUCGUAGGUCAGACAGGUCCUACACAGACCGUCAUCAUACAAGAAAAUCGGGGAGUAAAUCAUGUUCUCCACUGCAUCAUCAGUUUGUUCUUCUUGCCUUGGGUUAUCGUCUGGAUUAUUCUUUGCAUUACGGAAGGUGCUUAAGCAUACAGCCGUUUGAAUGGAACACACACACACACACACACACACACACACACACACACACCACCACGAAACAAAUACCACAAUAGACAGUGAAUAACCUAAUUCUAUUAUCAUAUAGUAAAAACCACGAACCACGUACAACGAAGGCAACAUGUGACCCAAAGCAAGCAAACAGCGGAUACUAAACGAGUUACCGGUUAAUAUCAAGUUUAUGCCCCAAGUGAAACAAUUUUCAUAUGUCACGAGCCAAAGCCAACAAAGUGCAGAUACUUUCUAUCAUUUUCGUAAAUAUGUUUUGUUUGAUUAUUUGUUUGUUUGUUGUAUUAUUAAAAUAAAAAUUAUUCUCUUU
Gigantopelta aegis is the source of this 842-nucleotide messenger RNA. RefSeq names its product cysteine-rich and transmembrane domain-containing protein B-like. Bases 167 to 493 code for a protein of 108 amino acids. The transcript has 5 exons. NCBI's taxonomy places the organism in Eukaryota, Metazoa, Mollusca, Gastropoda, Neomphalida, Peltospiridae. The record is from RefSeq and is a predicted model, not a curated record.